AUGGUCAAGGCUGUUGUCGCUGGUGCCUCGGGCGGAAUUGGACAGCCGUUGUCGCUGCUCCUGAAGCUCUCGCCUCUCGUUAGCGAGCUCGCCCUCUACGAUGUUGUCAACACUCCCGGCGUCGCUGCCGACCUGUCCCACAUCUCUUCCAAUGCCAAAACCACUGGCUACCUUCCCCCCAACGACGGCGCCAAGGCUGCCUUCAAGGAUGCCGACAUCAUUGUCAUCCCCGCGGGUAUUCCCCGCAAGCCCGGCAUGAGCCGUGAUGACCUGUUCAACAUCAACGCCAGCAUCGUCAAGGGCCUGAUCGAGGUGGCCGCCGAAGUCGCCCCCAAUGCCUUCAUCCUCGUCAUUUCCAACCCUGUCAACUCGACCGUCCCUAUCUCGGCCGAGGUUCUCAAGUCCAAGAAGGUGUUCAACGCCCAGCGCCUGUUCGGCGUCACCACCCUCGAUAUUGUCCGUGCCGAGACCUUCGUCGCCGAGCUCGCCGGCAAGAGCAACCCCCAGGAGCUGAACGUUCCCGUCAUUGGCGGCCACUCCGGCGAGACCAUCGUCCCUCUGUUCAGCAAGGUUACUCCCUCGGUCACGAUCCCCGAUGAGAAGUACGACGCUCUCGUCAACCGCGUUCAGUUCGGUGGUGACGAAGUCGUCAAGGCCAAGGAUGGUCUCGGCUCUGCCACCCUCUCGAUGGCGUAUGCCGGCUACAGGUUCGCCGAGAAGCUUCUCAAGGCCGUUGCGGGCGUCAAGGGCCUCGUUGAGCCCAGCUACGUCUACCUCCCCGGUAUCCCGGGCGGCAAGGAGAUCGCCGAGAAGACUGGUGUUGACUUCUUCUCCGUCCCUGUCGAGCUUGGACCCAACGGCGCCGAGAAGGCCCUCGACAUCCUUGGUGAUAUCACUGAGAAGGAGCAGAAGCUGCUUAACGCGGCGCUCGAGGGCUUGAAGGGCAACAUCAAGAAGGGCGUCGACUUCGUCCACACCCCUCCCCAGAAGUGA
Molecule: messenger RNA, 993 nt
Organism: Chaetomium globosum CBS 148.51
Lineage: Eukaryota; Fungi; Ascomycota; Sordariomycetes; Sordariales; Chaetomiaceae
Product: malate dehydrogenase, mitochondrial precursor
Exons: 7
Coding region: 1-993 (330 amino acids)
Biological process (GO): malate metabolic process; tricarboxylic acid cycle
Cellular component (GO): cytoplasm
Molecular function (GO): L-malate dehydrogenase (NAD+) activity
Source: RefSeq, a predicted model, not a curated record